Messenger RNA from Orycteropus afer afer, 1986 nucleotides. It is a transcript of the gene HAUS3, whose product is annotated as HAUS augmin like complex subunit 3. Gene Ontology annotation, cellular component: mitotic spindle; HAUS complex; centrosome. Gene Ontology annotation, biological process: spindle assembly; centrosome cycle. The record is from RefSeq and is a predicted model, not a curated record. NCBI's taxonomy places the organism in Eukaryota, Metazoa, Chordata, Mammalia, Tubulidentata, Orycteropodidae.
GAAAAAGCAUUAAAAAUUCUAAAAAUAUUUUUUCCCUUCUUUCUGGACUUAAUGUAAAGUUAGUUUUAUGUGUAUUUAGGUUUAUUUUCUAAAAAUCAACACCAUAAACCCAUAUAUCAAUUAUAAGAUAUUUGAGUAGUUAAACCAUGAGUUGUGGAAAUGAGUUCGUGGACACUUUGAAAAAAAUUGGUUAUCCCAAAGCUGAUAGGCUAAAUGGAGAAGAUUUUGACUGGUUGUUUGAGACUGCUGAAGAUGAAUCAUUUUUGAAGUGGUUUUGUGGGAAUGUGACUGAACAGAAUGUAUUGUCCGAAAAAGAAUUGCAAGCUUUUAGCACUCUUCAAAAAUCCGGCAAGCCCAUCCUCGAAGCAGCAGCGUUGGAUGAAGUCCUUAAGACGUGUAAAACUUCUUAUUUGAAGACACAUAGCAUGGAUGACAAAGAGCUAGAGAAAUUAGAGGAGGAGGUUAAAAUUCUGCAGAAGUUAAAGAACCUAAAAAUCCAGCGACGUAAUAAAUGCCAGUUGAUGAGUUCAGUAAUUAGCCACAAAUCUCUGAGGGUACGUGUUCAAGGAGAAGAGGCCACUAAAAAGCUGAAGCACAGCCAAGGAGUUCUAAAUGCAGUGACUACUCAAAUCAGUAAUGAACUUCAGGCUCUAGCAGACGGAGUUGCAAAACUGAUGAUGUUCUAUAAACCGUCUGAUUUAGGGCAAGGGACAAAUCCACGGGUGUUUUUAUCUCAGUUUUCCUUGGAAAAAUACCUAAGUCAGGAAGAGCAGAGCACAGCAGCAUUAACCUUAUAUACCAAAAAACAGUUCUUUGAGGGUAUACACGAAGUAGUUGAAAGUUCAAAUGAAGAAAAUUUUCAAAUCCUAGACAUACAGACACCAUCUCUUUGUGAUAAUCAAGAAGUCCUUGAAGAGAGACGACUAGAGAUGGCUAGGCUGCAGCUAGCAUACAUCUGUGCUCAACAUCAGUUAAUUCACUUGAAAGCAAGUAAUUUGAGCAUGAAGUCAAGUGUCAAGUGGGCGGAGGAGAAUCUUCAUAUCCUGACCAGCAAGGCUGUUGGCAAAGACAAUUUGGAUGCUAAAAUUUCUAGCUUGAACAGUGAAAUUCUGAAACUUGAAGAACAAAUCACUCAUAUGAAAACCAAAAGUUUGCCUGCUGUGGUAAGAGAGAAUGCCCAGUUAUUGAAUAUGCCAGUUGUAAAGGGUGAUUUUGAUCUUCAGAUUGCUAAGCAAGACUAUUAUACAGCAAGACAAGAGUUAGUAUUAAAUCAGUUGAUAAAGCAAAAGGCAUCGUUUGAACUUCUACAUUUAUCAUAUGAAAUUGAAUUGAGAAAGCAUUGGGACAUACAACGUCAACUUGAAAAUUUGGUUCAAGAACUUAGUCAAAGUAAUACGAUGCUACAACAGCAAUUAGAAAUGCUAACAGAUCCAUCAGUGUCUCAGCAGAUUAAUCUAAGAAAUAUUAUCGAUACCAAGGAUUACUCUACUCAGAGACUUUAUCAACUUUUAGAAGGAGAGAAUAAGAAAAAAGAACUGUUUAGAACCCACAGAAACCUGGAGGAAGCAGCUGAGAAAUUGCAACAGGAUGUUUCUGUAUUAGGAGAUCAGUUGGCAAUAUCUGCUCAAGAACAUUGUUUCUUUCUGUCUAAACUCAAUGAUGGUGUGGACAUGCUUUGUGAUGCUUUGUAUCAAGGAGGAAAUCAGCUUUUGCUUACUGAUCAGGACCUACUGGAGCAGUUUCAUCAAGUGGAAUCUCACCUGAAUAAGCUCAAUCAUCUCCUUACGGAUACUCUGGCUGAUGUGAAGGCAAAACGAAAAAUGCUGGCAGUUAAUAAACUGCAUCAAAUGGAAAGAGAAUUAUAUGUGUAUUUUUUUAAAAAUGAAGAUUAUCUGCAAGAUAUCGUGGAGAAUUUAGAAAGCCAAUCAAAGAUUAAAGCUGUUGGCCUUGAGGAUUGAAAACUACAAAAAAUGAAAUCUUUAUUAC